This is a messenger RNA of Cladophialophora carrionii CBS 160.54, 906 nucleotides long. RefSeq lists its product as uncharacterized. NCBI's taxonomy places the organism in Eukaryota, Fungi, Ascomycota, Eurotiomycetes, Chaetothyriales, Herpotrichiellaceae. The record is from RefSeq and is a predicted model, not a curated record. The transcript has a single exon. Bases 1 to 906 code for a protein of 301 amino acids.
AUGUCGGGCUCUGUCACUUACGUUGUGAAUAUUAUGGUCAGCAUUUUACUGCUGAACAGACCAUUCUUGCUGGACCUGCCAGUCAAGGCCGACAAAGAGCCUGACAUCCUGAACUAUUCACCAUCUAUCCACUUAUCUGCCGUACCGCUGGAGCGUGCCCUUGGGUAUGCUUGCGUCGACUCUGCCAUUCGAAUCACGGAGACGACGCGUCCCUUGUUGACAUAUGAACCCCUUCCGAAACGACUGCCCUUUGUUGUCAACGCGGCUUUUCUGGCAGGGCUUGCUAUUGGACUGGCAUUUUUCGCUAGACUUCGAAGGCAAUUUCCGCUGCACGAAGGCCUCGCCGAUGCUCUCAGGACACUGAAGGCCUUCUCCGAGCAAGAUAUUGUUGCCAGACGCGGGCUGUCGCUCUUGACAAAUCUAGAAGCUGCUUGCGGCAAAUCAGGAUGGAGAAUAAUACAGGCCCUGGCGACAGUUAGUCACUGGCCUUUUGGCCACUUUCAACCGCUUAACCGAGAGGCGCAAGAAGGCGUAUUAAAUGGCCAUGGCGUGCAGGAUAGUUUCAGUGAACAUGAGAGACCAGCUGAGUGGAACGCGCGCAAGAGACUUUCGAGUUCUUCUCCCUCCGGUGUUCGAUCUGCGCAGUCAGGUCAACUCGGUCGAGAUACCCAGUUCAAGGCUCUCCCGGUCAAUUCUGACCUCACCGAACAGCGACUGCCAGCGCAAGAUGAUACUCCUCAGCCCGGAAGCAAUGACUGGCAGACGGAUGUUGAAAACGACGCUUUGCUCUUCGACGCUGACGUUCAUUGGAGCCAACCGGGAGCGUCGUUCGGCCAGGGUUUCGCGAACCUGUCGACGUUGAGCAACCAGUAUUGGGAGUCGCAGAAUGUUUUCAGCAUGGACUGA